Molecule: messenger RNA, 1609 nt
Organism: Frankliniella occidentalis (western flower thrips)
Lineage: Eukaryota; Metazoa; Arthropoda; Insecta; Thysanoptera; Thripidae
Gene: Ssk
Product: protein snakeskin
Exons: 3
Coding region: 119-595 (158 amino acids)
Biological process (GO): septate junction assembly
Cellular component (GO): membrane
Source: RefSeq, a predicted model, not a curated record
CGAUACGGGGAGAUAAGUGCACGAGGCUCACCGUGGAAACGCGCUCAAGCCCCAUUUCCCCGAUGCAAACCGCGAGCAGAGGUUAUCCGACUAGCAGGGCAACUCUCUAACCGACACCAUGGUGACCGUCACCUCCAUCGCGUCCCUCGUGCUCAAGAUAUUCAAGCUGGUGGUGAACCUCAUCAUCCUCGUCUUGUACCGGACGGGGUAUGCGGGCGGCUUCCUCGGCGUGGGCGGCACGUGGAACCUCAACGAGGAGAAGAGCCCCGACGCCGAGAUCGUGGCGAGCGGCGUGCUCGUCGGCUUCUUCAUCUACACGGCCGUGUGCCUCAUGGCGUACUGCUUCGGCUACACUAAGCACAAGCAGUCCCUCGUGGAAAUCAUGAUGAACUUCGUCGGGACCAUCAUGUGGAUCUCGGUGGGCGGCACGGCGCUGCACUACUGGAGCGGCUACAUGAAGGAGCAGCACUACACCACCAACGUGCCCGAGCGCUCCGUGGGGCUGGCCGUGGGCGCGCUCUGCGUCAUCGAGGGAGCCGCCUACCUCAUCGACACCGUGCUGUCCUUCAUCCACUUCGCCAACGACGACGAUUAGUCACCAUUUCCUAAAUCACCGUUUUCCAGAUUAGCGAGUAAGAAUGAUAACUGGCAGAGCAGUAUAUAGAGCGACAUGGCUGUGUCACCGUGUGUCCGGGCGCUACAACACGACAGUGUGCGGGUUUGCCUACUCGCUCCAUCCGAAAGGCGCCAAGGCCUCCAGGGUAGGCUGGCCCGCAACAAUGUUACGCCAUAGCGCUGACACACGUUGUUCUUAAAAUCUUACGAUCGCCACUUUUGUUAAAAAUAAGGAAGGUCAUGUUCAUAAUGUGAAAAAUUGCUGCAGUGCCAUAAUAUGGACGGAAAAAUUGUCAGGAAGAUUUUAACAGUAAGAAACGUUCUACGAAUGAGGACGCCUCUGUUCUGCCCGCUAAGCUGAAAACGGAACUAUUGUGUCGUGUUACCAAGUCGGGAGAUUGACAAUUUUCGGUCUUUCCGGCGCGCCUUUUCUAAGCCGGACGAAGUUGUUUGGUUUUCAUUUCCCUCCAUUUCUAUUCAUUGUGACCAACCAUAUUCAUCACUAUUUCAUUCAAACACCCAGACAAGGUAGGUUAACUCAGUAGGUUAAUUGUUAUACGUAAGAUUGUCUCGACGACCAUUUAUUUAUUUGUUUAUAUACAUUGCCGACGUGAUUGUUAUUUUUUGAAGCACGUUGGUUGUGCCCGCUCAUACAAUGUGUUAAGUUAGCACGCUUAGUCCGACAAUUGAUCAACCAUGCACCUUUCCGUAUGACCACCAAUGUCGUCAUUGGGGGUGCCGUUUCACUGUAAAAUUGAACACAUGAUCGGCGUAUAAUUAUGAUUUAUGCUUCGGACGUGUUCAAGCAGCCGCAGUAAGCGAGUAAAGAGCCCUGUGUAAACAGCGUUGAGGACUCGAGAGCUGCAAAUGACAACAACUCUUACAUAGAGUCCAAUGUAAAUUAUACAUGUCAGGCAUAUGACAACUCUUAUAGAAUACAAAAAAAUGUCAAAUACACGACAUUGUCUUUUUAUAUUAAAUGCGAAGAAUUUUU